This is a messenger RNA of Amoebophrya sp. A120, 907 nucleotides long. The record is from the annotation of a GenBank genome assembly. Lineage: Eukaryota; Dinophyceae; Syndiniales; Amoebophryaceae.
AACGUCCCCACACCAUAGUCAAGAUGCAAAAAUUGCUAGACAAAUCUACAAGUUUUGCCUGUUUUGCAUGACAAACUUGAACUCGUAGUGCAGUGCUGUUUGAGCUAGCUCAGCAGCAUCACAGCUCUAGCCUAUUAUGCUGAUUAGAGCAUUACAAAUUCCAAAACACGACUAGAAAACGCUUCUCAUGGGGAUCCACAUGGCAAACAUUUUGAGCAUGCAGAUCUGCAUGACAGCUAUGGCGUGGGUACGUUCUUACUUAGGAUACUACGCGUCUGGUGGGAUCUACAUCGCGGGCGAGAACUAUGAGAGUGCACAACUCCCCCUCCCCCUCAUUUGUCAUGCAAAAUACCUAAUUUACGCCUUGGCUCUUGGCACUGUUUGCUUGACAAGUUCUGGUAGCCCAAAUAGCACUACAAUGCUGUCCAAAUUUGUCAUGCGAAACCUGUAUUCUUGCUGGCGCUUGUAUUGCUGUUCAUGCAGCAAUACAAAUGAGGGAGAGGGGGAGUUGUGCACUUCUAUAAGAACGGGAACGAUCUGUUCCCGAAUGCUGGAAAUGGGGACGAGGGUGCUUCGGAAGUAGAACCACCGCCACCGCAAGACCCGGCCGACGCCCUAUUUGACGAUCCGGACGAGAAGGCGUUCGGCGUCAGCAAACCGUUGACUUUGGAUCGCGACCCGACAGCGCCGAAGGCGGAUCCGCCGGGGGAGCCGUGUACGUUCGAAAAUAGGUGCAAUGCGGCGAAGGAGGCGUGAAGACAUGAUGGAGUCAAAUCUUGUUCUCACGAAAAGGAACGAAAGCAGUAGAGCGGUCCGUAGGACUAAGAGAAAGCAUCUCAAUAAAGCAGAAGAUGAUCUUCAUUGCUCACGGCAACCUUGCAUGGAUAGGUGCGCAAAUCAAUGAAAA